Molecule: messenger RNA, 1027 nt
Organism: Linum trigynum
Lineage: Eukaryota; Viridiplantae; Streptophyta; Magnoliopsida; Malpighiales; Linaceae
Source: the annotation of a GenBank genome assembly
GUUCGAGCUCUUUCCCUCGCAAUCUUCAACUCCCAGCGGCGCGAGCUCUGUUCGAGUGUUCGUUAGUGUUGCGAGUCCGGCGAUCCAAUGGCUCCAAAGAAGGAUAAGGCUCCGCCGCCGUCGUCGAAGCCGGCCAAAUCGGGAGGCGGGAAGCAAAAGAAGAAGAAGUGGAGCAAGGGUAAGCAAAAGGAGAAGGUCAACAACAUGGUUCUCUUCGACCAAGCUACUUAUGACAAGCUAAUCUCUGAAGCUCCCAAGUACAAGCUAAUCACCCCCUCCAUCCUCUCCGAUCGUCUCAGGGUGAAUGGAUCUCUGGCGAGGAAGGCAAUUAGGGAACUGAUGGCAAAAGGUUUGAUCAGGAUGGUCUCUUCUCAUUCAAGCCAGCAGAUUUACACCAGGGCAACAAACACUUGAAUUUUUAACACGUAAAACUAUGAACAUGAAAUGGUUGGUUAGAUUUUUCAUCAAGCAGUAUUUGGGUGUGAAGAAAGUCAUUCUGUCGAGUACAAGAGUUAAUUGGAUGGCAGCACGUUUGAUCUUGUAAAUCGUCGUUUCGCAUGUGUUAUGUUUAUUUGUAGCAUCCCAACACAUUCAUAGCUUAUGGCAAAAAGAUAGGAUUUAUGAGUAAGAAACAUGUAUGUGCAUGUUUCAUCCACUGGAUUCCUAUUUAAUGCCCUAAUUUGAAAAUCAUGAAGUGGUUUGUUUGGAACUGGGUUGGAUUUUCGGUUUAGCACAAAGAUUUGUUACAGACUUAACUUUUGUGCGGCAUCUAGCACUCAAAUCUUGUUAGUAUCCAUGUUUUGCCUCUCAUAAUCGUGAUAGAUCUUAUAUAGUUUGUUUUAUAUGACUUGUCUUACCUGACUUGACUAACUUGUUUUGGAUGGAUACGAUUGUGGGUAGUUGUUUUGUAAUUACCCAUCUAAUUUUGUUAUCCGUUUUGACCAAAUUAUAUAAAAAUUUUACUUAAAUAAUUUAAUUUUACUUUCAUUACAUUGUAGUAUAGCUCUAAUGAAAUUAAAUUAGACGA